Messenger RNA from Melospiza georgiana, 19102 nucleotides. It is a transcript of the gene NETO1, whose product is annotated as neuropilin and tolloid like 1. Lineage: Eukaryota; Metazoa; Chordata; Aves; Passeriformes; Passerellidae. Gene Ontology annotation, molecular function: protein binding. Bases 100 to 1701 code for a protein of 533 amino acids. The transcript is spliced from 11 exons. The record is from RefSeq and is a predicted model, not a curated record.
UUCUUCUUUUCCUACUUCCAUCCUCUCCCCGCCACUGGAAGUCCUCCCGUAUCUAAAUGGAAUUAGUGGAGACCGAAGCCCCUUGUGUAAGGAACAGACAUGACCCAUGGGCGCAGCUUCUUUCACAUUGUAGCAAGUCUAAUCAUCCUACAUUUUUCUGGGGCAACCAAAAAAGGAACAGAAAAGCAAAGUGUUUCCGAAGGACAGAGACCAGUGCAGUGUGGAACUUGGACAAAAUAUGCAGAAGGAGGCAUCUUCACUUCUCCAAAUUACCCCAACAAAUAUCCUCCAGACAGAGAGUGUGUCUACAUUAUAGAAGCUGCUCCUAGACAAUGCAUUGAACUACACUUUGAUGAAAAAUAUUCUAUAGAGCCUUCUUGGGAGUGUAAAUUUGACCACAUAGAAGUAAGAGAUGGACCUUUUGGCUUUUCCCCAAUCCUUGGACGUUUCUGUGGACAGCAAAAUCCACCUAUGAUAAAAUCCAGUGGCAGAUUCCUGUGGAUUAAAUUUUUUGCUGAUGCUGAACUGGAAUCUAUUGGGUUUUCUGCUCGGUAUAAUUUUACACCUGAUCCAGAUUUUAAGGACCUUGGCGUUUUGAAGCCCUUGCCAGUUUGUGAGUUUGAGAUGGGAGGACCUGAAGGAAUUGUGGAAUCUGUACAAAUUGUUAAAGAAGGAAAAGCUUCUGAAACUGAGGCAGUAGACUGUAAAUGGUACAUCCGAGCACCACCUCGAUCCAAGAUCUAUUUGCGAUUUUUGGACUACGAGAUGCAGAAUUCCAACGAAUGCAAAAGGAAUUUUGUAGCAGUGUAUGACGGAAGCAGCUCGGUGGAGGAUUUGAAGGCAAAGUUUUGCAGCACAGUUGCUAAUGAUGUGAUGCUGAGGACAGGCCUGGGUGUAAUCCGCAUGUGGGCAGAUGAAGGCAGUCGAAACAGCCGAUUCCAGAUGCUCUUCACAUCUUUCCAAGAACCCCCUUGUGAAGCCAACGCAUUCUUUUGCCACAGUAAUAUGUGUAUAAAUAAUACACUGGUCUGCAAUGGACUCCAGAACUGUGUGUAUCCCUGGGAUGAAAACCACUGCAAAGAAAAAAGAAAAGCAAACCUAUUGGACCAACUUACCAAUACCAGUGGGACUAUAAUUGGGGUGACAUCUUGCAUUGUGAUCAUCCUCAUUGUUAUCUCUAUUAUAGUACAGAUCAAGCAGCCUCGUAAAAAAUUUGUCCAAAGGAAAGCAGACUUUGAUCAAACAGUGUUCCAGGAGGUGUUUGAGCCUCCUCAUUAUGAGUUAUGCACCCUUAGAGGGACAGGGACUACAGCUGACCUUGCUGAUGUUGCAGAUGACUUUGAAAAUUAUCAUAAACUGCGGAGAUCCUCUUCAAAAUGCAUUCAUGACCAUCACUGUGGAUCACAAGUGUCUAGUCUUAAGGGCAGCCGUAGUAACCUCAGCACAAGAGAUCCUUCUGUCUUGACAGAAAUACAGCCCCAGCCUGUAAAACCACUUGUUCAGCCCAUGAACAGGAGAAACAUCCUUGUCAUGAAGCAUAGCUACUCACAAGAUGCUGCUGAUGCGUGCGAGAUAGACGAAAUUGAAGAGGUGCCAACCACAAGUCACAGGCUGUCCAGACAUGAUAAAGCUGUUCAGCGGUUCUGCCUCAUUGGGUCUCUAAGCAAACAUGAGUCUGAGUACAACACAACUAGGGUCUAAGAGAAAAGCCUGAGACUGCUUGAGAAUAGUGCGCUCCUGGGUGAUUUUGAACAUGCUACAGUGAAAUGUGAAACUAUCGUCCUUGGAAACACCAGCUAGAGGUUUUAUGGACUCUGACCAGCUAUUCUCUUAUCAUGAAAAAAUUCAGCAGUGUUGAGUAAAAUUACUAGAAGGCAAUAAGACUUUGGUUAUUAUGCUUAUCAGUCAUUUAUCUUUUUGUUUUUCUCUCUUCUUUUUGUUGCAAGUAAAAUUCCCAAUUUCAGGAACAAUUUAUUGAAAUCAGGUAUUUAGCCAUUCAUAAUCACUUCAAUAGAAACGUUUGUUGGAUAAGCAUCUAGCAAUAUGACUGAAUUUGACAUUGAGAAAUUAAUCUGCAUGUAUGUUACUGAAUAUUUGAGUUGGCAAAAAUCCCUUUAUUAGAUACAUUGUAAAAAGCAUGCAUUCACAGUUAUUGCUGUUACUGUUCCAUUUCUGUGUCAUAUGCUUGCUACUUGUAACUUUUUAUAUAAAAAUACAUAAAAUAAUGUAUAAUAAUUUCGUACCUUGAGUUUAAUGCAAUGUUUUCUUUUACCUAAUUUACCAAUCCUCAGGAGAUUAAGCUCAAAAUGUAGUUUCUAGGAAGUUGAAACACAGAUAGAGCAGAGAAACAACUGUCUCUCAUCCCUCAAUUACUGAACAGAAUACAUUAAUUUUUAGAGAUUUGAAUGAAUUCAUAAUAGGUUGAUCACCUAAUUUCAGUUAAAAGGUGUGUGAUAAUCUAUGUAUUCCAUUCUGUACUCUUAACUAAUUUAUUUCCACGGCAUUUAUUAGGAAGUUUGCUUCAGUACAGUAGAGUAGCAGAUUUUUGUCAGUUACACAAAUCUUAUGGUUGGGUUCCAACUUUAGAAAUACAGACACAAACCAUUUCCUUAUGCAAGAUGAAAUUAUGUCUGUAAUUCCAGCUGUAAGUAUUAGUAACCAACACCAAAAUCAAAAUUGAGAGGUUACAUUUUUAUAGAAUUACUAUAGUUUGAAGAGCCACUAGUAUGUAAAGUUGAAAGCCUCCUCAGCUAAGAACUCAAUAGCCAUGCAUAAAAUCAUAGCAUCAUUAUCAAUUUAAAGUCUAUCUUUCACGUUCCCUUCCAAAACAAAGCUCAGCUCCUUCUGAAUUAUCUUGCGUCACUCAUGGUUCUUAGGUUUUUCUGCUUAAAAAUGUUGCUAGAUUUACUAGAAAAAUUGUAAAGAAUUCCAAAUAUGUUCCUAAACUAUAAGUACAUAGGGAAAAAAGAAAACCUAAAAGACUGAUGUAAAAAAAUAAGGUGAUCUAUAUGAGCUAUUUAAAUAUAUAUUUGCAUAAUUAAAAUACAGAAAAACUGAUUUCUAAAACUGUGACAUAAUAGUGACAUGAGAAGAAGGGUUUCAGGUAUUUGACUACUUUUCUAUUUACAAGGUAUUUUAAACUUUAUUUUUUACCUUGAAUAAUUUGUUUUCACAUAUUAGCUGAAAAACAAUCCUCUCUCUUCUGCAGUCAUUGAGAGUCAUUGAGUCAUCCCUCAGUUACAUGGGUUUGCAGCAUGCACUAAUAGUUCAUUUCCAGAUCAGUAUCUCUUCACAAGUUCAUAUGAUUUAUCCCUGUUUUUUUUCCUUAACCUUUCCAAGUCCUAGUUCAUCAUCCCUUUUUUAAGUAUAUGUUAAAAUAUUUGCCACGUCCAUGCUUAAAAUGGAUGCACCCAUGCGUCCUUUAUAAAAUAAAAGUAGAAUUAAAGGCUUGCUAAUAGAAAUGCAUAUACAUGCAGACACUUGUGUGUAUAUUUAUAGAUAUUUAAUAUUGGAGAUAGUAUAUAAAAUAAGGAAAAAUCUAAAUAUGAGUUUAGUUUUGAAUGAAUUACAUUGUUCACACAUUAAAAUGCUGAACUUGUUUUUUAAAGUUGCUAUAUAAUUAUAUCUAAGUGCCUCAAUCCCACUGUUACAUGGUGUUUGUCUAGUCCCUCCUAGACAAGUACACAAUAAAAUUAAGAUUUUUCCAGUGAAGUGUUAACUGAAAGAACGGAACUGGAGAAGACAUGGAUAUUAAUAAUUGUAUUGCAUGGGCAUCCUUCUUUUCUUUUAAAAAUAUCCAAUUCUACCACAGAAAAAGGAGGGAGAAACAUAAAAUGCUGUGUAAACGGAACAAGUCAAGCAAAGUGAGAAUGUUAAUGCUUGAUCCUGGAAAGUCCUUUAGAAACAUAGUGCCUAAUAGCUACAUAUACCCUAAACCAAAAAAACUACUGUAAGUAAAAAAUACAUGUAUACUGGAGUAACAGGGUCAAAUUAUAUCUAUUCAAAUAUAAACAAAAAUGAAUUCAAACACAGAUAAAAUACUAUAAUUAAAAUAUUUAAUUUCCAGUAAUUAAAUUCUUUCUGUAGUCAGUGUGAAAAAUAGCCUAGUCCACUAUACUGCAAACAGUAAAGAUAAUAUUUGCUUCUUAUCACAAAAUAGUAGAAUAUUUUAAUGUGAUCUAUGAAAGUCAAAAUAUUUUAAAAAAGGGGUUGCUGCUGGGAGUAAAUAGUUUUCCUUUCUUAUCAGUAUUUUUCAUUAUUAGAAAUCCACUUGUUUAAAACCAGAAGGAAGUUCAAACAAGCUUUAAAUUUUAUGCAAAGGACGUUUGGGUUAAAUUUGUAGUUGUAUGUGUUAAUGUUGUAUAACACAGUAAAUUACUGAGGAUUAUCUGAGCUACCAAUCCUAGCUUCAUGCAAUUUACCUCAUGUUUGCCUUAAACUAAAACUAAGAAUUAUAUUUUCUCGAUAAUUUUGCUUUGACUGGUGCAAUGAGUGUGAUCUACAGCUAUGUUUACAGUAUGGUUAUUUCUUACAUACUUUUUUAAAAUGAGGUUUUCUUAUCAUAGUGCAUUGAAAUAUUAUUUACAGAUUUGUGGUCUGUUUUUUUUUUUUCCUCUCCAUGGAUACAGUAUUAUGGAUAUACUUUUCUUUUUGCAUGAUAGUUGAACAGCCACACCAAACCUUUUUUCUCUGCUCCAGGAAAUAUGGUCUUUGUAAUUUGUCAAGAGCUCUCUGCAGCAUCACUUAAAAAACUCAGGAAGUUCAUACUGUAAAUCAUCCUCAUUUAAACUUUUUCUAUCUUCACAAUUCUAAAAACAGCUUGGAAAAAAAAAGACUCUGAUAAAUGUUUGCACCUCGUCCUUCAAUUUUUCUCAAUUUUUAUGCUGCAGAUAUUCUCUUGAACCUAUCAACAAUGUAGCCAGUAAAAGGGAAUAAGAGAAAGUAGGAAGAUUUCUUGUUAAAGAGAAAUUGUUAGCCCCCACACCCCUCCCACACCCCUCAAAAAAUCAGACAAAGAAAAGAAACACAGAAAGGUAGUAUAAUUAGAAAAAGAAUAUAAAGGACUUUUGCUCAUACCUAUUCCCAAAUUUGCAAACAUUUUUAGGACAGAUAAAUUCUUUAACCACCAAAUAAAAGCAUUCUGUUUAUGUCCAGCUCCAAAGGACAUAAUUAAUACUUCACAGAACACUGUCCUACAGACAUAAUUUGGGGUUUUUGGUGUGUCUUUUACUUUAUGUGUUAAUCUCCCUGAUACCACAAAGACAUUUCAGCUGAGAGAGCACAGCUGAAGUAUACAGGCCUAUACAAAGGAUAAAAGCUGCACCAUUCAAAACUCUUUUGAACAUAGAAGUCUAUAUCUGAUCUGAAAAUAUCUCCUCAUUUGUAGCUCAGCACUUGAUGUGAAGUCUUACAUUCACAACUCCACUGCCCUUCAUCAUUACCUUAGGAUCAUCUCUCUUUACUCUUUGAUGAUCACUUUACAUCUUUAUCACUUGCUGCCUUUCAUUUCUGUCCACAGUGAGUUUAGUUCCAGUUUAGUUCUGUUCCCAUCUCACCUCAAAAUUCACUGAAAAUGCUGGAGUCCUACCAGCUCCCUGCCUUUGUGUUACCCUUGAAUCCAUCGCUUCUUUUCCCAUCUGUCACUUCAGAGCCAUCUUAAUCACACCUUGCCUAUAAACAGCAAAACAAAAACAUGAGAUCUCAGCAUAUCCUAAUCACCCUCAAUUUAUGUAAAACAAAAGCCAUGAAGGUGCACUGGAAUGGACAGGAGGGUGGGCUCAUUGGGGUGUACUGGGUCUGUAUUUUAAUGACUGUGCAUCAGUGUUGUCUGGGCUGUCUACCCCCAUGUGUUGGCGUGACUGCUCCUGUGAUAGCCAUACCUCAGUGUUCACCCACCAUUUUUCUUCUCCCAGUUAACACCAUUGUCAGACCAUGUCCAACACUUCUAAAUUUUUUUCUGUGCUGUAUUUAUAUUAGUAUGUAUCUCCACACAACAUAAAUCCAUGUCGUUGCCUCCUUCACAUACCUAUUAAAACAGUGCACAGCCUGGCAAACACCUGCCAAUGGUGCGGAAGAGGUAAGGUAAGAGCAGCAAGGUAAGAACAUCAGCUACCAGAAAAAGCAGUAGUUGCUGCUUCCAUCCAUUUUCUUUCCCAGGAAAAGGAAUUGUGCUGAUCUACAAUCUCCAAACAAGAUCACUAUGGGGGAAAAAAAGGAAAAUUGCUAUCCCCUUCAAGCAAUGAAUCUUAGCUGGGAGAACAGAGAUAAAUUAAGAAGCCCAUGAUGAAAAAAAUUGAAAGAAUGAGACUGCUUAGAUUUCUUUACCAAAGUAAAAGGCCUGAUCAACUCUGUGCAGCAUCAUUUCAUCCCUUCAUUCUCAGAUAAAGGAAAACUGUGGUUCAAGUCUUCUGUAUCCCAAGGAGAAGGAUGCUACAACUGUGAGUACCAAUCCUAUUCAGACCUCUGGAAGGACUUAAAAGCUUCUUGCAUAAAUGUGGGCAGACAAGGACUGGGCCUAUCAGGGUAGUCUUGUGCUGCUACAUGCAGCAUCUGCAACAUCGAGUUAUUUAGAUCUUUUAAGUUUUCCAUUCUUGAGUCAGUCCUCCAGGAAGGUACAUAAUAAACAGACUAAGCUACUUAAAAAAUGGUGGCUUUACAGGAAAGCAAUUACUUGGUAUUUAGUUUAGUUGGAUGUAAAAAUACUUGUGUGGAAAACAUCAACAGCUAUUGCGAAAAAAAUAGGUGCUUUUCAUCUAGCUAAGAUGCUAGAUUAAUUUAUCUCGUUAAAUGAACCAUUCAGUUGGAUCAACUGCAUCACUAAAUGAAAACACUUUUCAUCUGAGAUUUUACUUGUGAAACUGCAGUGUCUGAUUCAUACUUUAGUCAUAUCCUUCUUCUAGAUCCUGUUUUUUUUCUGAGUUCAGUGAAAGUUUCAGUUAGGAAAAAUCAGUUUAUUGAAAAUGAAUGAUUUCCACUAUCUUUAGUGAAGCCAAAAAUUUGAUUUAUACUGGGUAAGGAGAGCUUCAUUCUCAUUUCUCUGUGCUAGAGGAGCUUUUAACACAAGUCAUAUACUCUUUCUCUUUGUUUUAAAAAUCAGUAAUUUAAAGAAAAUUUAAUGUUCCAUACUUAGGCUACCCAUAUAAGUUUGAAAAGAGAAGUAAACAAUGGAAGAGAAGAUUAGAAAUCUAAAGUAAGCCUAUUUUCCCAAUGAUCAAAGCAAAAAUAAUAUUUUCAGAAGUUACAGUUGAACCCUUGGUUACUACACAAGCCCAAUCCUAGCCUUCAUUUUUAAAAUUAAUUUCAUAUUAUCAUAAGAUAAAAUUCAGCUCAGUAAUAUGAGUGAUUUUUAUUUUUAUAUCAAUUUAAAAUUAAAAAUUUACCUUUAAAAAUAUGUAAAGUGCUGAUAUCCUUUAGUUUAAGCACAACUUAUUUUGCUGGUCAGAAAGAAUUACUGUCUUUCUUUUUUUUCAGAGUCAAGUCUCUGCAUUUUGAGUUUUCCUUGCCAAAUGGAAGACAUUUUUAAUUUCUUUCCAACAUCUUCACUCCCACAUUCUACUGACUAGUUUUGGUGCAGAAAACACCCAUGGGGUGAUUUUGUUUGAUAUUCUGAGCAUAUCUGGCACCACUUUAGUAAUGAAACAGUACAUUACAUCUCUGCCUGCAGGAAGAAUUUCUUCAACUCUUAUCUAAGUUGCAUGGCCAAGAUCCAGGCCCAGAGACUUGUGCCGUCAUUUGAGAAUAACUUCAGUGACAUAAAGUAUCUUGUUAGCUUUUAGUAUCUUGGUAGAAGGUCUACACUAAUCUUGGCAAAUAUUAUUUCACUGGAAAUAAUUUAAAUCUUACAUUUUUAAAAUGUCAACAAGAAAUCUCCAUUUGUUCAUAUCACCAGCUCUUUGAUGAUUGAAAAAGAGAGUGAUGUUAGCAUGGAAAACUUUUAGUUCAUAGCAGAAGGCAGAAAGGAUUUUGUGACAUUUUUAUUAAAUAUGCAACAGUUUUCAGAUCUGGGAUUUUUUUCCUAUAAUUCAGCUAGGAUUCUUAGUUUUACUCCUCCCUUUUGUGAUGCAAACUUCGUAGUCUUUAUGUGUCUAUCAGAUUAGCAUCUCUUUUGCAAUUCAGUAGCUUACAGGGACUCAAAAAGAAAAAAAUUCCUGUGCUGGCAUAUAGUAUACAGAUUUAUAAAAUGUCUAUCAAAUGUCAUUAGAGUUUAUCUGGAUCACAAUGUGCUGCUAGAAAAUUAUCAGAUUAGAGAUGCAUAAAAAUAAAAAUAGGAAAUUACUCUAGAAGUUCUGCAUGUUUUAGUUUUGUAAGAUUUUAUUAUUCAACUGGAUUUGGUCAAAAGAGAAAUCUCAACAGGCAUAAACUUUUAUGGAAAUCUCAACAGGGACAUAAACUUUAUAUAGCAUGAAAUUUUAAACACACAUCUGUUUGGAGUAUAUGGAGUAAAAAGUAAGGGAACAUUUAGAAACUUUUUUAAUGCUUUGAGAAAAUGAGUGCUUCUUCUGUCUCAGAAUUAAUCAAACAGAUUUUCCACAAGCUCCUUUCUAUACAAUCUUUGCAUGGUGGUGAACAAUUCAUUUAAAUGGGAGGUAUAAAAUGCAAUAUUUUAGAAGGAACAGAAAUAGAUCAUGGUAGUGAAAAUGUUUGGAAGUAUGGUGUGUGAUUCUGAACUUAGUAAAUACACCUUGAAAUACUGCAAAAUUUUAGUGCCUUUGAUUUCCUUACUAUAAGGCAUAUGAUUUAAAGCUGCGACAUACCAAGGGCAUAAUAGCCAAUUAAUUAAAUGGGAAGGUUCUCUCUUAGAGUUCCUGGAUCAGAAUCUUGUCAUUCAGGCUCUGAGCUCAGCACCCUCUGCUGCUGGUGGCACUAAAUGAGCUGAUGAUAAUUGAGAAGGCUCCUUCUGAUGGACUCUUGUCAUUUUUGUUAGCACUACACAACCCACCUCCAGCUAUGAUGGUAAUAAGAGAAGUUAGUGCGUGAUGAAAACUAGUUCAGUUAACCUUUAACAUAGCUGUAUUGCAUUUUAUUUGUCUUUACAUUUUACCAAAUUAAAGUAGAAAUUAGAGGGUAGCUAAUUUAAUUUGAAAUACAUUCUGUCACUCUCUCUGGAUUUUCUUUUAGUGUUCUUGAAACCUGUUCACUGAUAAACAUAUAUCAAAUGUUUCUUAUUUUAUGCCACGGCUCAAAUGACAUUUAGCUUGAGAAUGAAGUUCUGAAGAUUUAAAUUUUGUUGUUUUACCUCACCACUUGACAUUAAUUAACAUUUCAAAGCUCUCCAGCCUCUCAGGAUCUGCUAUCCAGUUUGAAGCUGAUUUUUGUCAGCGCUGAAUACCAGCCAUGCCAGAAGAAAGGAGAAAAACUUUUCAUCAGAAGAUUACCAAUCCAUUUUCUCAAUGAGAAGAACAAUCCAAGUACUAGAGUCAUGUGGGGCCUUCUACUGCUAGGUGGAAAAACCGCUAACAUUUCAAUUCACCAGGUUGUAUUUUUGCUAUGUGAAAACAGUCCUUGUCUUCAAUUUCAAAGCUUAUUGAGGAGAGAGUGGAAGUCAAAGAGGAUGAUAAGGGCAAAAAAAAAAGCAAAACCCCAGCAGUGGUAAGUAAAUAAAUAAUUGUACACUUGUGCUUAAAAUUAAUGUACAGCAUAAUAUGGGGUGGAACCACUUCUGUUCCUUUUGGAUAAUUUGCAAAUCUUCUAAUGAGUUUUUGGAGAGUGUUUUUAGACCUGGAUUGGGCAUUGUCUGCUAACACUUUAGUUAAGUUGUCUUCAUCUACUUCUAAGACUUAUGGACUCUCUACAUUCCUAAAUGCUGUUUAAAGGUGUUAGAAGGAUAGUUCUGACAAUUUCCACUACUUCACUAAUUUUAUAAAUCAUAUCUAGAUCAUAUAUAGAUCACAGGAACUACAAUAUGGAACUCCUGUUGAGCCUAGUCAAACAUUACAUAGCUAUGGCAUCUAGUCAGUAUUGUAAUCAUAGAGCAUUGUUUCAACAAUGGGGCAAAAUACAAUGCUGUUUUACAAUGUCGCAUUCAAGGAUGCAAUCCACAAAAAAACGCUAGAAAAGGACCUUUUAGAGAAAAGGCAUUACAGAGUCACCUAGAAGGAGCUUUUCUUUGUCCUUUUUCAUAUGCUGAUUUCUACAGUAAUAGCAAAUGUGAAGCAAGAACAAAAGCAUAAAAGAGGUUUUUUCUUUUAUGAUAACAGUAAUGCUUAUCUCUGCAUCUACUGCUUGGGUAAUGUAUUGUUUGGGGAGAAUUCUCUGCUGAUAGAGACUUUCAAUCAUAACAUACAAGGAUGAUACUUAUGCAAGCCUUCCCCAAGAUCAUUAUUGAAGUUUCAUAAAAUUCAUAAAUGCAAUAAACAUGAACUGACAAUAUUGCAGCAUUUUGACUUUGUUGAUUUCAGCAGGAAAUUCAUUCUAGAUUAAAAAAUCUGCAGAAAGCUCAAGUUUGAACAAAAGUCAUGAAUCUCUCCCCUCUCCAAGUCAUGCAUAUUGUGGAGUUUAAUACUGCCUAAUUUUUUAAAAUGUGGUGCUUAUGCUGACAUAUGCAAUCAAUUUUCUAUUGUGGCACGCUUUCCAUUACUUAUUAUGCACAUCUCCCAGAUACAUGGGUAUUCCAUUACGAGCACAGGAGUUUGUAUGUCCCCAGACAGCAAUAAGCAGUCAUCAGCUUGCUGAAAACUGCAAAUGUGCCCAAGCUAAUGCUGCUGCAAGUAUUUGGACUGAUAUUACACAAAGAAGUUGCACAGAGAAAUACAAAGGAAGUCUUUCAUCUGUUUCUGGAAUAUUUUAUCCUUGGCAUUACAAAAUGUAUUUCAGUUUAUAUGAUGAUGAACAUACAUUAAAAAGACUUAUGUGUUCACUUUCUGAAGGUGCUGGUAGUGUUUUAUUCUGGGGCUAAAAUAUCAUGAUGUUUAGGAAAUAUCUGUUCAACCAGCUCAUGAUUAAGGAAUCUCCACCCUAGCUUUAUUUGUAUUUUGUUAUUGAUUUCUGUGUCUUGAAUGCCUCUUCAUGAAUGCUAGUUACAAGUAUUUAAUAUCUCAAAGCUGAAUCUUGGUUGAAAUCUUGGAGAGUUGAACCUUUUCAGGCUUAAGCACAACAGAAGCCAAAGGAAAGACGGGUCCUUGUCAUUUCCCCAAGUCUGUGCCACUGCAGGGAGACUCAGGAAGGAAACAGCCUCAUCUGAAAAACUUCAGGAGAUUUUUAGACUCUUCAGCCUAUCAGAAACCAAAGUACUGUAAAUAAAGUCCUGCAUCUGUAAAAUGCUUUUUUUACUGUCAUCAAAAAAAAAACCAAAAAACAUGAGAGGAACGUUAAGGCUGCCUGACAUUCUUCUAAUGUAUUGGAGGUGACAUUCUUCUAAUUUAUUAGUAGGUGAUUGAUCAUCUGCAUUCAUUUUCAUGAAACUCUGAAACUGCUGUGGGAAGUUUCAAGCUUAGCCUGCCACAUGAAAGAAAAUGGUCUCUAAGCAGUGUGCCAAGGAAUGGGACGCCUCUUUGCUCCUUUAAUUUUCCCUAUUAAUGUAAUGAAUGUUUGUCUUUAAAAAGAAAAGGAAUAAUUCUCACAUGAGUUAUUUAACAGAGAAUUAUACAAGAAGAACUACAGUGUUGUGCUUCAGGCAAUUAGUUUUAUAAUUUUUUUCCAUUAAGCUGAAUUCACAACUUCAGGUAACAGUAUCUGAAACCUCACAGUUGAAGGCAGUCUCUGAUAUUGCUUUUGUCUUUCCAUGUUUAAAUUCUGCUAUUUCAAUAGAAUUUGGGAGCUCCUACUUCUGAGGGCUGUAAGAAAAUCCCAAGAGAAGAAGAGAUGCUUCACAACACAUGCCUUACACAGCAGCCACCCCCCGCUCCAUGCAGUCCCUCUCACAGAUGACCAAGGUCACAGGGUAGUAGUAACCAGCAGCUGUUGGAGGAAAAGACCGUGAGGGGGCGUUGAAAAAGGGAAACUGAGGUCUUCUCCUACUGUACUAUUGCUGCUGCUUUACCAGUAACGACUGAUAGGUCAUCUUGCAAACAGUAAAAGGGAGAGAAGUUUUCCUUUGUCAGCCCCUCCUUCUGUGAACGUACACCUUAUCUGAGCUUACAGCAAAUGCUGACUGGCAGAGGGGAUUAUAAACACAGUAGUGAUCUUUUCCUAUCAACUAAUCUUGUAUUUUCACUUAUUUUUUAGAGGACAGUUCUGUAUUUUUUGUGUUUAAAUAGACCUACCCUGUCUCCAAGGUUUUCAGACAACUUAGGUUUUAGUGCAGGACAGGUUUUAAACACUUCAGUCGAGUAGUCAGUUUCUACUGAAAAGCUCAGUGUCCAGUAUUGUUAUUUAAAUGAAUUUAUAGUCAAAACUACUCUCCUCAUGAAUACUUAUUUCUUUUGAUCCAGGUCAAAACAAACUCAAGUGACUGCCUCUGUGACGAAUUUCAAUAAAUCUUUCUUAUUUCUUUUUGCUAAAAUGGGAAGAUGAAGGAAAGAAGGUAACAUAUUUUAUCUGAAGUCAGUUUCUAAUUCAAUUAGAGCUUCAUCUUGGCCCCAUUGAACUCGCUGGGCUUUUUGCCACUGAAUUUAAUAAGGUUAGAAUCAGACUCAAAACAUGCAGUUUCUUAUUUCUUCCAGAUAACAAAUUAAAAUAUUAAAUAUCUCAGGGUGAACAUUUCCUUCUCGUCCACAUGUUCUUUGAUAUUGUGUUAUUGCUUUUUCGUCUGUCCUUCUGUAACUUUUAAUUAAGAGUUCCUUUGUGUGUACGUAAAGGGAGGCUGCUUUAUUUCAAAACUUUUCAGGAUAUGCUUUAGUUUUGAUGGUUUCUAAAGAGAGAAAAAGCAGAAACAAUUUUUUUUUCCUAGUGGAGGUUUAAUCUACCAGAUGUGCUUGCUUGAGGAUGAAUUGGGAAAUGAGAUGAUGAAUAAAGGGUAUGAGAGCAAACAUACACUUUCUCUCCUAUUUUAAUUUAAAAAAGAAAAAAAGGGAAAAAUGUAUUUGAUUAUUAAGAAUCCUUGUCCAUCAGACUCUCCAGAAAAAAUAAACCUCCAUUAUAUUUAACAAAAUGUUCAUUGUGAAAGCUAGAUUAUUAUUACUGAUAGUUGGAUUAAUUUCUGAAGCCUUAUUACAUUUAUCCAUUCAUUCUUUUUAAAUCUAUCAGAUCGGUGCUUACACUAGGGAUAACUGAAAAUAAGGCCUUUUGAUCCAAUUUUUUGUCAUUAGUUGCUAUCCCUGACAAUACAGGUAAACGGAAUGUGAUAUCAGGGGCUGAAGAUUCAGAUAAGAGCUUGACGGAGGACAUGUGGGCAAGUCAACACCUCUAAAACCUUCCUGAAGUUUGGUCUAUUUUUACACAAAGAAGGAAGCUAUUUCAGUGGUGGAGAGAAGAAGGGAAAGGGAAUGUGGAGGCUGAGGGGGGACCCCACUGCUCUCUAAAACUACCUGAAAGGAGGUUGUGGUAAUGUGGUAGUCAGUCACUUCUGUCAUUUUUUAGUUAAAAGAAUGUGAAGAAACGGCCUUAUGUUGUGCAAGAGAAAGUUCCAAUUAGAUAUUAUAAAAACGUUUAUCACUGGGAAUGAUGGUUAAUCAUUGAAAUAAGUUGCCCAGGGAGGUUGUGGAGUCACCCUCUCUGGAAGUGUUCAAGAGCAGUCCAGGUUUCUCACUUGGGGAUAUGGUUUAGGAGUGAUUAUGGUGGUGUGAGGCUGAUGGCUGGACUAGAUGAUCUUGGAAGUCUCUGACAAUAUUUACGAUUCUGUACCACUCUGGCUUGAUUUUCCUUCAGAUUUGUUCUGGUGACCAUGUACUUGUAGGAUGGCAGAGCAUGUACCAGUAGCACUGCCUGGCUAAUACUAGAACAAAGAUACCCUCCAUUCAGGCAAAUAUUUGAAAAUCCUAACUUUGCUCAAAGCAAAAGUUUUGCACUACAGUUAUUGGUUUGGGCUUAGGUGCAAGGCCAAAAAAAUGCUAGUUAUCACUUUUCUGCGCACAUUCACAUAGCAUAUUGGUAUAUGUGAGAUGGUAACUGAAGGCCUUCCUAGAGCAUUUGAAAUUAAGGAAAAUUUAAAUUUUUACUUGGGUUUAAUAAUAUAGCAGGGGAAUAGAAGGGGAGAAAGUAAAAUUCCACCCAAACUAUUGAUGUGCCAAGUCAGUAAAACAUAAUUUUUAAUUGGGUGAUUAAGUCUAUGUUUUAUUUUAAAACCUAAAUUAAAGAGUCUAGGGUGAUAGAUGCAUGAGGGCAAUUCCCAUUCCUUGUAAGAAUUAAACUAUUGGCUACUUACAAGGUUUUCUAAUGACAAAACUGUCUUGUAAAUUCAUUAUAGCCUUGUUUAUUGAUUUAUCUAGGUCUCUAAGGAAUAUUACAGACUGAUCUGAAGUACCUGUCUCAUAUAUAUUGAAAAGACUUAAAACUGCUGAAAAACAACCUAUUUGAUGUCUGCAUAACUUUGUCUAAUUGUUGACUUUAACACUAGCUUAAAGAAUAUAUUGGAUGCUACCAUGUCAUUAACUUUUCCCUCUGAUGAGGGUUCUUGAGUGUUUUCCUGCACACUCUAAGUUCCUUGCUCUAAAUGUAGUAAGGGUAAGAAAGAAUUUUUUUCAAUUCAGCCUUUUGCUGUGAAGAUCUCUACAGUAAAGCAUUUCCUCUUGACUGAUAUUUUUUCUUUUGUCUGAAAAUCAAUGUACAGUCUUUUCUACGCAUUGUACAUCCUGGAUAGCUUCCGGGUUUUGAAAUCUUGCCAAUGUCACUGUAAGACAGGAAUGUAAUAUUUAUUUAGUUAAAUCAAAUGAGAACCACAGAUCAAGAUAUUAUUUAUAACCCAAUGGCACGGGCUAAUUUUAGUAGCUGAGCUAUAUAUGUGUUAAGGAAGCAGUUGCUAAACCUUACUUAGAGAGCUUUGGUGUCUAUUGAUCUUGCUGAUUGUAGCCACACCUUUCAUCUGAAAGUGAUAAAUGGAUAAAUUGAAAACCACAUGAAAACAAAUUAAUGACUUUUAUUUAAACAAGUAGAAGGGAAAUUAUUUUGUCUAUAUUAGCUCCAGAAAACAGCAUUUAAGCUGUGCUAAUUUUCUCUUUUUUUUUCACCUGAUCCAGGUGGUGGGAUCCUUUCAUUUUCUUUUUCAGACUAUGGCUUGGAUGAAGCAAUGUUGAAUAAAAUUAAUUUCAACAAGAAUGAAGGGAUGGAAAAAAGACACUGAGUUAAACUGAAAAGAGAGCUUGGAUUUGUUCAACAGAGUUGCAAUUGGGGUAGUUUCUGUGCUACUAAAUACUAUAUUCUAAGCUAAAGUAGUGUAUCUGGCCAAAAUUUUUAGGUGGAGGAGAAAAAGGACUUAGAAGGACAUGUUAGACUCAACUCAGGUGUUCCUUGACAUUGGUCAAUGACUAUGUGAGUUUCAGAUGUCAUUAAAUUUACCUUGUAUUACAAGCAAAUUUUCCUUUGGCAAAAACUAGCAAGAUUUGAAAAAUUGCAUGUUUAUUUUACAGCAAAGGAAUAAGAUUACUUUUAUUUUCAAUUCAUCUAGGCAAAGAAAGAGGUAAAAAUGAUAUCAUUUUAUUAUUCAGAUAUUUUGGAGAGAAAUAUACGAGUCCAUGAUGAUUCAUACCAUGGAUCCAAACAUGAGUUUUUGGGAGAGUCCUUGGCUGAGCAAGUUUUUAUUUAUAUAUAUGGAAAAUAAACUUAUUCCUCUGGAAAACUGAUGCAUUUUGAUGUGAAGAUUUAAGAUUUCCUUCCUUUAUCUCUAAAAUUAUUAAGUAUAAGAGUUGCCAGCAGGCUUUUAAAUUGCUUAAAACUAAAUGUGAGUGGUCAAAGAGUAUUGAAAAAAUGUCACUAAAAAACGAAGUAAAACUAGAAGCACAAAACCUUAACAUUUCACUGGCUUAUUGGGAGGAUGAUGACAGGUUUGCAAGAAUUUAUAGGUCAAUAAAUAUAUUUUAAUAGCAAAUACUACUGAAAUUAUGGCAAAUUUCCAUUGAUUUCUUAAGUCCUAGAAUAAAACUUUAAAAAUAUCCUUAUAAGGUACAUGGCAACUCUGCUACUGUUUAGCAGAACAUUUAGUAAUUGGAUUAAAAAAACAUGCUUCAACUUUUGAUCCAUUUUUGUCAGUAUGAAUAAUCAAUGUAAAAUAAUAAAUAAUGCUAAUGGCAAUUUAAUGAAAUGUGAAUAGUGAAUAGCACUAGAGAUCUUUGGAAAUGGCUGAUCUAUCCAUCACUUUAUCAGAAAUGCAAUUUUAAAUAGUAAUAUAAUAAACUGUGCUUCAGAUUUUUAUUUUUGAAAAAAAUGAAUCCUAUUACAGAUAUAUUUUAUAUCUGAUUUAAUAACACUAUUCUUAUUCUACCCAGUUACUGUCUGUCUGUCAAAGUUUGUACUAGUAUUACAUUCACAAUUCACAUCUGCAAGUUCAAAAAACUUAGUGGUACUAUUGCUAUUUGUAAUGUCUUUUUAUCACUUUCGUUAUUUAUGAACUGAUGGUGCUUUGUUGUGCAAACUGAGAAAACACUUUGAAAAAUGUCAUGUUUCUCCUUAUCUGUUAAUUUUAAAAAGUAGAGCAAAAACAUUAUAUAUUUAAGUAUGUUAUAAUUUUUUAAUUUGCUCUUUGUAAUCAGGCCUCUUGCUGAUCUCUCUAAAAGCAUCAACAUUCAUUGGUCAAACCAGAGUCUACACAGUAUUUCUAAAGUGUGCCCUGAAAAACAUAAAUUUCUUUGGCUCUAUUUGCUCUUCCUGUUUUCUCAUUAGGAUGCCCAAGGAUUUUCACUGAACCGGGUGGAUUGACUAUAACCAGGAACUGAAAAUUUAAAGCUUUCUUCUCACUGAAAAAGAUCAAGACUUCAUAUUUCAAAUUCCAAAUGGAAUGACAAUCUACAGUGAACUUGUUCAGCUGAAAUUUCCGGGAUCUUAGGCACUCCAAGCUACUGGAAAAACAUCCUGUUAUUAAUCCUGGAUUAAUGAAGAGAAUGGACUUAGGGCAUGAUCCAGAGCCCAUUGUAGUCAAUGGGAGACUUUUUCCAUUGACUUCAUCGGGGUUUGGAUCAGGCCUUUACUACCUAAAAUGAAUAAACUCCCAGCAAAAUCUGCUAUAAGCAAGUGGCAUCCUUUCCUGAGAUCUUAGAAGAUAUUGAAGACAAUAAUAGCCAUGCCUCCCCCAUGACUAUGGCUCUGUGUGUGGCUCACUGCUCAUGGGGAGCACCCGGUGUAGUUUAAAAGCACAGAAAACCCUUAAAAGUCAAAGCAUUGCUGGUCACAUUCAGAAUAUUUGGUCUAGGAAGUAGGGAUUUAUGUUCCUAAAAUAAAUUGUUAAAUUACGAGAAACAAAGCUGAUACAUUUCUGAAUAUUUCUUAGUUUCCAAGGGAAAGGGGAUUAUUUAAGUUUAAAACUCUCGGAACUUUAGUAUGUGAAUUCUUGAUGUUCAGAAGUAAAAACAUUAAUGUCAACAGAGACUUUAAUUUCUGUCACCAACCUGUAAUGAUAGUACUAACACAAAUUCAUCAAUUAGUCUAUGAAGAGUGAUGAUUUUCAAGUCUCUCUAAAGAAUGUCAAUAUGGUACAAAAUUGAAGGCAAAUAAAGGAUUUGUUUAAAACUAAAAAAUAGAUGGGAUUUGCAAAGUUCUUGUUUAGUACUGGUUGUGGGUUUCAUAGGAAAAAAAACCUCCCCUAACUCUUGAACCUGUGUACUUUCCAAAUAAAAAGUGAUAAUUAAGUCACGUAAAUGUCUGAAAUUCUGAAUUCCUGAUAAUACAGGCAAAGCAAUGGCUUCAGGGCUUUUGGCUUCAUAGUCUUGAUUAGUUACAUGAUAUCUGACUUGGGUAUCUGCAGGGCUGUCUCUGUCUGAGAUGCCUCUAAAGAUAACACUUUUGUAGCAGAAAACUUGUCAUGCUACUGCAGUUGUUUAAUAUUGAUCUGAUUAAUUGUGUCUCAAAAUUACCUCUAUCUCUAUAUCUGAUUAUGAAAGAAACAAAUAUGGCAACUAAAAAAUACUUUAUAUAUUUGAGCACAUAAUUUGCUUUCUACUCCAUCCUCAUGACACAAACUGAGAACCUUAAAACACUUCAAUCAGCACCAACCAAAAUCCAGAGGUUGAACAGUGAAGUGAUUGAUACAGCCUUUGGACUUCCAGAAAUCCUUCUUGUAGCAGUAGAGAGAAGUUAGACACUGCCAAUUGUAAUUUUUCACAAUUUCGAAGCAAGUGAUUUACAAAGGGAAGAAGAAAGAGCUUGAAAGAUUUUUGAAAGAUGUUCUUAAAUCCAGACACCCUUGUUACAUUCUUCUCCUUUUCCUCCUAUGUGAAGGUACUCACAUUUUCCAUUUCUUGCCAACACUCUGAAGUAAUUGCUGCCUUGUACUUGUAGAAAGUUCUGUCAAAAUGUGACAUUUUUUAACAGACCACUUUGUUCCUCAUUUCCAUGGCAUAAUGACAUGCAUAGAGAGGAAGAAAAUUUUUUUAUAUGGCACCUUUGAAAGAGUUAUUUGUAAUGCUUUAUUUUUUCUUUUUUCUUUUUUUUUUUAAUCAAAACUAAUAAAUAAAUAAUAUGGGGCAGAUUGUUGGUGCUUCUGAGGUAAUUAAAUCUUUUACAGUAAUUCCAUAAGGACUGAGUUUCUUGGUUGACUAAAAGAGAACUUAAGUGGAAAUGGACCUGCUUGAAAAAUCUCUUUGGGAGAUAUAAUGAUACAGUGAAACUCCUCAAGAACUCUUGCUUUUAUAUUUAAUCUAAAUUUCUUUUCCCAUUAGAAGUUAAACGCAUUGAUCUUGCUGGUUUACUCACAUUUUGGGAAAACAUUAUAAUCAAAGCAUGUAUUGUAAUUGGGAUCAUUAUUUCAGCCUAUAAUUUGUUUUCUUAUAAGAAAUUCAAUGCCUUGCUAGGUGACUCUUGUCAUGGUUUGUAUCUCCCUUGAUUGAUGUGAUCGUAUUUGACCCCAUUUUUGCAGCUUAAAAUGCUGUAUAGGACAAAAAUUCUAUUUGAAUACUGGAAAGAUUCACCAUUAUGUUUUCCAUUUUCCACUUAUAUUCUAUAAGUCUGAUUGAUAUGACUGGAGAUGAUAAUGCAAUUAUACUGUAAAUCUCUUUAUCUGAAUUAUAGAUACAGUUUUGAGGUUGACUUUGGGCCACUGGUUUUUGAAACUUGCUAUUAUAUUGGCUAAUUUUUAAAUAAA